Messenger RNA from Pogonomyrmex barbatus (red harvester ant), 1380 nucleotides. RefSeq lists its product as uncharacterized. The record is from RefSeq and is a predicted model, not a curated record. NCBI's taxonomy places the organism in Eukaryota, Metazoa, Arthropoda, Insecta, Hymenoptera, Formicidae.
AGUAACUUAAUUGCUGUUCUUCGAGAUCGCAGACGGCUUACGUAUAUAACCGAUGUGCUGUCGAUCUUUUCCCUCAAACGCCGUCUAAGAGUCAGAGCAGGAACUGGAAAGCGAGCUGGACAGCCAGGAUACUUGCAACAGGAAGAAAGGAAAAUUGCACGAUGAGAUUGGUAUUAACGCUCAUUUUACUAGCUGUUUCGCUGAGCUUGAACAGCGCGCGAGUUCGACAGCGUACAAAUAUUAUAUUAAAUUCCACUGUUCGAUCAACCGAUCAACCAGAUUACGCGCAAUCGCGUAAAUCCUCCAAUAACGAGGGACGCAUCAAGCUGGUGCAGAUCCACAAUCAAAUUGGAUUAGACGGUAAAGUGCGAAGAAUCCAUUUGGAUUCCAAUGAGGAGGAUAAACCCGGCAUUCGCGCUUAUGGUUUGCCGAAAAAACGUCUACAAGAUGAUGGUAUUAUCGAAAGAUUGCAUCUUGAAGAUGAUCGCAUUGAUCGCACCUCAAGAAAUGGUCGAUUGGUGGAAGCUUAUGGAAUACCGAAAAAUAACAUGGAAACUAACGGCUUUAUAGAAAGAUUGCCAUUGCCAAGAGCAGGUCAUCAAGUUGCUUCCAAGUUCGGGCCAGAAAGCGAGAAUGUCAGAGUAACGAGAUCGGUUCGCACAGGCUCCGAAAACAAGGUUGAAGAGAAGGUCGUUAACGAGGCGGAGGACAUGGUGGCACAAGACGCUAAGGUCUUCAGGCCACUUUUUGUUUAUAGGCAGCAAGUGGCCGCUAGAGAAAGGCGAAAACAUGCGAGGAACGUAGCACACAGGAAUCAUCGGCAUGCGACACAUCAACCCUGCCAUCAUCGACGAGUGAUCUACUGACUUCAGGAAUAUGAAUAUUAAUAUAUUUUCUCUUUUCAUUUUACAGAAGCUAAACUGAUCAGUUUAGUUUAAAAUUUAAUUAGAUUUUCUAGAUAACAAAAGUAUAAAGAGGAAUCAUGAAAAUACUUAAAAGAAAAAUACCUAAAAGUUUUACUCUUUUAAAUUUUUCAAAAUUAUUUUUAUGAAUAUUUUUGGCUGUAUUUGUUCUAUUUAAAUUUUCUUUUAAAGUACUAAUUUGAUUAGUACUGGUAAUAUGAAAAAACGUAAAAUUACAAAGGAUAUAAGAUAAUUCGUUUUAUUCAAUGCUGUUGCACACAUUAUUAAAAUAAUAAGAUUUCAUAAAUUUUUGAAAUAAUCUAUUUUAUAAGUAACAUUUUUUGCACGUUUGAACAUCAGGUUAAAACCAUGACUUUAUUCUUAUAUAUCUCGUGCACAAUACCAAAAAGUAUUAUCUACAUUAUCUAUUAGUAUUUUAAUUUUAAAUAAUAAUAUUUUGAUUUAUAUUAAAUUAGUU